Messenger RNA from Pangasianodon hypophthalmus (striped catfish), 2025 nucleotides. Its product is annotated as T-box-containing protein TBX6L. Bases 237 to 1613 code for a protein of 458 amino acids. Gene Ontology annotation, molecular function: DNA-binding transcription factor activity, RNA polymerase II-specific; RNA polymerase II cis-regulatory region sequence-specific DNA binding. Lineage: Eukaryota; Metazoa; Chordata; Actinopteri; Siluriformes; Pangasiidae. The transcript has 9 exons. Gene Ontology annotation, biological process: cell fate specification; regulation of transcription by RNA polymerase II; positive regulation of DNA-templated transcription. Gene Ontology annotation, cellular component: nucleus. The record is from RefSeq and is a predicted model, not a curated record.
GCCCACUCGGUCAAUGUCUUUAAACUCAAGGUUGAGCCAAGCCAGGGGCAUUUUGUCAUUGUUUUUACCUGUUGGUCAACUUACAACUGAGGUCCUGUGCACACUUUUGAGGUUAUUUUUUAUAAUUCUUUCCCUUGUGAUUUAUGGACGUCUACAGCUGAGGAUCAAGAUCACAUAAACAUAUAUUAACAUCCAGUGUAUCCUAUCAACUCAAGCUGCACUGAAGAAUCUUAAAAAUGGAGCAAAUUGCAGACCUGAGACAUUCAUCUACAGCAUCUACAUCACCCUCGAUGGCUCAUCCAGCUGAGUCCUACCAACAGGGGAACAUGAGGAUGAAACUGGAAUAUUCAGAGCUCUGGAAAUCCUUUCAUGACAUCGGGACUGAAAUGGUCAUCACUAAAUCUGGAAGGAGGAUGUUUCCAUAUUGUAACGUAAGUGUGUCUGGUCUUGUGCCCUACGCCAAGUACGUCAUCAUGGUGGACAUGGUCCCGGUGGACAAUUCCAGGUACAAGUGGAAUAAUGAGCAGUGGGAGGUGGCGGGAAAAGCGGAGCCGCAGCCUCCGUGUAGAACGUACGUCCAUCCAGAUUCUCCUGCUUUGGGUAGCCAUUGGAUGAAGCAGCCCAUUUCUUUUCUCAAGCUGAAGCUCACCAACAACCCACUGGACCAGAGAGGCCAUAUCAUUCUGCAUUCGAUGCACCGCUACCAGCCUCGCUUCCAUGUGGUGCAGGCUGACGACCUUUAUAGCGUGCGAUGGAGCGUCUUCCAGACCUUCAUAUUCCCUGAAACCACCUUCACCGCAGUCACGGUCUACCAGAACACCAAGAUCACCAAGCUGAAGAUAGACCACAACCCCUUCGCAAAGGGCUUCAGAGAAGAAGGAACCCAUGGCAAAAGGCACAGAGCUCAGAAAAGUCAACUGUGUUCAGAGAGUUCAGCGAAGAAACUAAAGUCUUCAGACAAGGAGCCAGAGUUCAGAUGUUUCCAAGAUGUGCCAAGGCUUCCAUAUGACCCUCACAGAGAGGAUUCAGAAAGCCUGAUGCUUUCCAAAGAAGUGCCCAUGGCCCAGGAUGAGCACAUGUCCCCAUGGGGAGGAGAGCAGGACCCCAGCCAAAGUCUUCACAGUGAGGGAGCUAUGGAUUACACAAACUCAGAGCAGCUUGUUCCAGGACAGGCCAACUACCAACCGCACAGAACUCAGGAGUUUGGAAGGAUGUCCUCACCCUCCUGCACAGAUGCCCAAACUGACUGCCACGGUUUUGAGUCCAGAUCUACCGACAUGGCCACCGUUCCCGAGCAGGAGCUCUCAAGACCUCUGCCAUCCAUGAGUUCUUCUCAGAGUAAAGCGCUGGACUUCUCCAUGACCACCAACAUCGGAGGGUGCUCCAAAGCCAGGCCAGGAAUGCCUCUGUACAGUCAUUAUAACAUGGAGCAGCCUUUAAGCCACUGGAGUGGAGCUUUAGCAGGCCAGUACUCGAGCUCCACCUACCCUCAGCCACACCCACAUCCACACCCACAUCACCUGAUGUCAGAGCACAGCAUCCAUCCCUCCGGAUAUCACCACAGCAACAUGGCAGAAUGGAGUCAGUACUCUCUGUUCUCCUACUCUUCCUGAGGAGCAGGCCAGAAAAUGAAAAGACUACACCAUCAGAAAAAUCUAAAAAAGGAAUAGAUGGAGAGAAACCUUUUCUUUUCAUGCUUGAUUCAGACACUGAAAACAGACCAACUAAUACAUCACAGUAUAAACGACUGGUUUAAACAGACUGAAGCAAACCAUAUAAUGUGGCUGUGUGUGAUUUAAAAUGAUCUUACACUUGUUUAUGACUUAAUUAAGAUAAAUUUGUAGUUGAAUUAUUUGCCCCGUGUAUCUGAAUGGAAAUAUUAUACAUUGAACAAGGCGCAGUAGACAAAUUAUUAAUCUUAAUACUGCUAUACUGCUAUUGUUUCUGCUAUAUUUUAUAGGGUGAAUAAUUAAAUUACUUUAUCGGAUCUUAUGAGACACUUUUUUUUUUUUUUUUUGUCUUUGG